Messenger RNA from Danio aesculapii, 7400 nucleotides. RefSeq names its product RAP1, GTP-GDP dissociation stimulator 1 (gene rap1gds1). Lineage: Eukaryota; Metazoa; Chordata; Actinopteri; Cypriniformes; Danionidae. The record is from RefSeq and is a predicted model, not a curated record. The transcript has 15 exons. Gene Ontology annotation, biological process: positive regulation of GTPase activity. Gene Ontology annotation, molecular function: protein binding; guanyl-nucleotide exchange factor activity. Gene Ontology annotation, cellular component: cytosol. Bases 366 to 2189 code for a protein of 607 amino acids.
GCUCGACUGUCUGCUGUGCGGAGAAUCAUAGGGUUUUCUCACUAGAAGGAAGUGCAUCUGAAGUGAACCAGGGUUUUAUUUUGAUGCACAUGAGCUUUCGUCCGGUUCGGCUAUUAAAAAAUAUUACGUAAUCCCCGCCAUCACACAGAGGGGUUUGUCCCGGGUGUAUGCGUCUCCCCGGUACACCAGGAGCUCCAGAGGCUGUUUUCACCGGAGCAGCGUGGGUUAAGGUGGGCCUUGCCCGGAUAUCUGUCUGACAAGCGAACCAAAACCGAUCCGGUACCCGCCUCGAGACACAACCAGCACAGCCAAUCCUCCAGAGACUACACUCGGAGACCGUGUGGACUAUAACAAACACUAGCCAGAUGGCAGAUAACCUGAGCGAAGCCCUGAAGACGCUGAAGCUGUCAUCGGCAGGCGCUUCAGACAGUGUCGAGGGCUGCUUGGAUUGCCUACUCAAAGCUUUGGCCCACAACAAUGUAGAGACUAGUGAAAAGAUCCAGCAGAUGGGUGUUCUUGCCACGAUGUCCGCUCUUUUGUCUGUGCAGAACUCAUGCACUCCUAAAGUAGCCAACAUCAUCGCAGAGGUGGCCAAAAAUGAAUUCAUGAGGAGCCCGUGUGUGGAAGCAGGACUCAUUCCUCCGCUGGUUCAGCUGCUAAACUGUAAGGACCAGGAAAUACUGCUCCAGACGGGACGAGCCCUCGGCAACAUCUGCUACGACAGCCAUGAGGGCAGAAGUGCGGUUGACGCAGCGGGCGGUGCUCAGAUAGUUGCCGAGCACAUUAAGUCUCUGGCCGAAAGCACUGACCCGGCCACCGGGAAGCUCUUGACUGUCUUUUGUGGCAUGCUGAUGAACUAUAGCAAUGAUAAUGACUCGUUGCAGGCUCAGCUGAUCAGCAUGGGUGUGAUACCAACACUGGUGCGACUGCUGGGGGUUCAUUCCCAAAACACGCCGCUCACAGAAAUGUGUCUCAUCGCAUUCGGCAACCUGGCAGAGCUCGAGUCCAGUAAGGAACAGUUCGCCUCCACGAAUAUUGCAGAGGAACUGGUGCGGCUCUUCCGAAAGCAGGCGGAGCACGAGAAGAAGGAGAUGAUCUUUGAGGUUUUGGCGCCUCUCGCUGAGAAUGAUGUGAUCAAGCUCCAGCUGGUGGAUGCUGGCCUGGUGGAGUGUCUGCUGGAGGUGGUGGCGCAGACGGUGAACAGCGAGCGUGAGGAGGACGCAGCUCAGCUCAAGACCGCCUCAGACCUCAUGGUGCUGCUGCUGCUCGGAGAUGAGUCCAUGCAGAAGCUGUUUGAGGGCGGUAAAGGCAGUGUUUUUCAGAGGGUGCUCUCAUGGGUGCCAUCCAACAACCACCAGCUCCAGUUAGCCGGAGCGCUCGCCAUCGCUAACUUCGCCCGCAACGAUGGGAACUGCAUCCACAUGGUAGACACCGGUAUCGUACAGAAGCUUCUGGAGCUGUUAGACAGACACGUUGAAGAGGGAAACGUCACGGUUCAACACGCCGCUCUGAGCGCCUUGAGGAACCUCGCCAUCCCAGUGGUGAACAAAUCUAAGAUGCUCCUGGCCGGUGUGUCGGAUGUAGUGCUGAAGUUCCUCAAAUCUGAGAUGCCGCCGGUGCAGUUUAAGCUCUUGGGAACGUUACGGAUGCUCAUCGACACUCAAGCUGAUGCGGCGGAGCAGCUUGGCACAAACGUGAAGCUGGUAGAGCGUUUGGCGGAGUGGUGUGAAGCCAAAGACCACGCAGGCGUGAUGGGAGAGUCAAACCGACUGCUUUCUGCUCUCAUCCGACACAGCAAAUCCAAGGAAGUGGUUCGCACAGUCAUCCAGGCUGGAGGCGUGAAGCAUCUGGUUCUGAUGGCGACCAGUGAACACAUGAUCAUGCAGAACGAGGCUCUGGUGGCUCUGGGGCUCAUUGCUGCUCUCCAUUUGGACUGCGCAGAGAAGGACUUUGUGAGCUUCAGUCUGGUGAAGGUUCUCCACAAGCUGCUGACAGAAGAGCACAGUGCUCCCGAAAUCAAGUACAACUCCAUGAUCCUCAUCUGCUCCAUCAUGGGCUCAGAGCCGCUUCAUAAAGAAGUGCAGAGUCUGGCCUUCAUCGACGUGGUUUCCAGCCUCCGCUCACACGAGAACAAGACGGUUUCCCAUCAGGCCUCUCUCACAGAGCAAAGGCUAACGGCGCAGAGCUAAAGACUCUUACAGCUGCUCAUGUCCUGCUGCCUGCUUCCCUCAUACACACACACACACACGCACACACACACACACAAUGAUAUGUACACAGACAGACACUCACACUUAUGCACACAAGCACUUAUAUAAACACACACACAAACUCACACUCACAUAAACACACAUACAUACACACAAAUACAAACAUACACUUAAACACACUCAUAAACACACACAAUCACACACAGAAACUCAUAUAAACGCACAAAUACACACACACACACACACAUUCAUAAACACACAUGGAAACACAAACAUACACUCAUGCACACAAACACAUUCAUAUAAACACACUUCCAUAAACACACACAUAUUUACACUCUUACAAACACACACACCCACACACACACUCCCAUAAACACACAUAUAUACACACUCACGCUUGUACACAAACACACAAAGGCAGACAUCACACAAAUACACGUACACCUAAACAUACGCACACACUCAUAUACACUCAAAAUACACACACACACAAACACAGGCACACAAAUGCACACUCAUAUAAACACACACAAACACACUUAGACAUGCGUACUCAUAAAAACACACACAUAUACACACAAGCACAGACUCAAACACAUAUACAUACAUACAAACACUCACAUAAACACAUACACACUCAAACAUGCACACUUAAUCACACACAUAAGCACAAACAGACUCAACCACACACAAACAUGCAUGCGAACAAACACACUGACACACACAAAUGGAACGUAAACACACACACACACACACACACAUGUACACUCACUCACACAUGCACACACACAAGCACAAACUGACUCAAACACAUAUACACACACACAUGUAGUCAAACAUGCACACAAACACACUCACACACACACAAAUGGAACGUAAACACACACACACACACACACACACACGCACACAAAUGCACACUCAUAUAAACACACACACACACAUGUACACUCACUCACACAUGCACACACACAAGCACAAACUGACUCAAACACAUAUACGCACACACAUGUAGUCAAACAUGCACACAAACACUCACGCACCCAAAUGGAACGUAAACACACACACUCACACAUGCACACAAAUGCACUCUCAUAUAAACACACACACACACAUGUACACUCACUCACACAUGCACACACGCAAGCAUAAACUGACUCAAACACAUAUACACACACACACAUGUAGUCAAACAUACACACAAACACACUCACACACACACAAAUGGAACGUAAACACACACACACAUGCACACACAUGCACACAAAUGCACUCUCAUAUAAACACACACACACAUGUACACUCACUCACACAUGCACACACACAAGCACAAACUGACUCAAACACAUAUACACACACACACACACACACAUGUAGUCAAACAUGCACACAAACACACACUAACAUGGACACUCACAUAAACGCACACACAUGUACAAUCACACUUGCACACAAACACACUCACGCACACAAAUGGAAACUCGCAAAAACACACAUUCUCUCACGCAUACACACAAACGGACACUCACAUAAACACACACACACUCACACAAAUACACAAACACACACACAUCUACACUCACAUAAACACACACUCACACAAAUACACAAACACAUACACAAAAACACACACACAUCUACACUCAGAUAAAUACACACACACAUACCAUCACAUCUUGAUUAACAACACACACACAUAAACACACACGCACCUCUAUCUCUGUCGUCGUCAUGUGCCAAGCUGUUGUUCCCUCCGCUCAACCAGAGAGAGAGAGAGACGCGUCCCUCAAAGGCGGCCAUCUUUUCUAGGCAAUAGAUUCAUACCCGAACAGCAGCAUAUUUUUAAAAGACCACAGCUGUGAUGUAAACAUGGAGAUCCACCUGUAAAUGAAUGUCGGCAGCGGAAACGGCGCAAUCAUGACACCCCCAAACUGCAAACCAACUCCUGCAUGUUUCCUUUUGAUUUCAAAGCGUCCCGUUCGUCGAUGUAAACGUGUUCUGCUGUUCAAGCCACGCCCCCACACACAAGCCCCGCCCCCUCCUCGUCUCUUCCCGCUUACUAAUUUACAUAGAAAGAGUAGAGAUCGAGUGUGUUUGUACUGUAUAGGGCACUCACGGACCUGUUCAUAUUAUUUUUCUUCCUGGUCCCAGUGCCGCCUAUGUUUCAGAUCUACUGGAAAGAGCUAAUCCCAUAUCAUCAAGUCUGCUGUGUUUAUAGAAAUCCACGAUUAUCGUCUUAUGGAUGCGUGGAGAAGUAAUAUAUCUGAGGUACCGAGGACGCCGUCGAGAAAUGUGACUUAUUAUUAUUUCAGGUCAGUGUAAAACUCAACAGAAGAGAAGUGAUGUUGUUGUAAUAAUAGAGAUUCAGCCAUGUGGGACAGUCCAACCAUAAUGAAUGUAGUCCAGGGCAGUGUUUCUCAACCACGUUCCUGGACGACCACCAGCACUUUCGGUCUCUGCUAAUGAGCUGAUGAUCUGAAUCAGGAGUGUUUGGUUGAGGAGACCUGGAAAAUGUGCAGAACUGGUGGUCCUACAGGAAUGUGGUUGAGAAGCAUUGGUUUGGAGCAGUGUUUGUCAACCAUGUUCCUGGAGAACCACCAGAAAUGCAUGUUUUGGAGGUUUCCUUUGUCUGUCAUACUCAUUACAGGUCUUUCAGUCUCUGCAAAUGAGCUGAUGAUCUGAAUCAGGUGUGUUUGGUUGAGGAGACAUGGAAAAUGUGCAGAACUGGUGGUCCUACAGGAAUGUGGUUGAGAAACACUGGUCUAGAGCAGUGUUUCUCAACCACGUUCCUGGAGGACCACCAGCACUACGUGUUUUGGAUGUCUCCUCUGUCUUUCACUCUUAUUACAGCUCUUUCAGUCUCUGCCAAUGAGCUGAUGAUCUGAAUCAGGUGUGUUUGGCUAAGGAGACACUGAAAAUGUGCAGAGCUGGUGGUCAUACAGGAAUGUGGUUGAGAAGCAUUGGUCUAGAGCUGUGUUUCUCAACCACGUUCCUGGAGGACCACGUGCACUGCAUGUUUUGGAGGUUCCUGUUGUCUGUCACACUCAUUACAGGUCUUUCAGUCUCUGCCAAUGAGCCGAUGAUCUGAAUCAGGUGUGUUUGAUUAAGGAGACAUGGAAAAUGUGCAGAGCUGGUGGUCCUACAGGAAUGCGGUUGAGAAGCAUUGGUCUAGAGCAGUGUUUCUCAACCAUGUUUCUGAAGGACCACCAGCACUGCGUGUUUUGGAUGUCUCCUCUGUCUUUCAGUUUCUGCUAAUGAGCUAAUGAUCGGAAUCAGGUGUGUUUGGUUAAGGAGAAUUGAAAUAGUGCUGGUGGUCCUCCAGGAACGUGGUUGAGAAACCAGAGGUGUCUUGCAGAGUUUAGCUCCGGCUUGCCUCAACACACCUGCCAGGACAUUUCAAGCCUACUAAGAGCUUGAUUAGCUAACCCAGGUGUGUCAGCUUGGGGUUGGAUCUAAACUGUGCAGGACAUCGGCCCUCCAGGACAGAGUACAUAUAGUACAUAGGUCUCAAACUCGAUUCUUGUAGGGCCGCAGCUCUGUUUUGGUCCAGCCUUAAUCAAACACAGCUGAUCCAUCUAAUCAAGUCUACUAGAGACUAUUAAGCUGGUGUGAGUUGGAGGUGGUUGAAGCUAAACUGAGCAGAGCUGCGGCCCUCCAGGAAUUGAGCUUGAGACCAUUGAUGUGGUAUAUUAUUUCUCAAUUCUUAGGGGUUUUGUUUAUUUGAGAAACACAAAUGAAGAUAUUUUGGUCACACUUUACGAUUAAGUUGUAUUAGUUAAUGAUAAUGUGUUUAUUAACAUGAACAAACAAUGAACUAUACAUUUAUUAGUGUAUUUAUUCAUCUUUAUAAACAUUAGUUAAUUGAAAUAAAGUCAUUUAUUGUAAAGUGCGACUGAUAUUUUUGGAGAUCUCUUCACCUAAAACUCUGAUGCUUCAUAAUGGACAUUUAGAUUAGCUUGUGAUGUAUUAUAUAAAGGUUUAUAUGUUUUAUAAAGCGAUCACGUCUCUUCAGAAGAGUUGGAUUUAACCCAAUAAUUCAUAUGUAUUUAUUUCUUUUUGAGGCGUAAGAGUUUUGGGUGGCUGAAGAGUGUCGUCAAAAUGAAAAUAUAUACUGUUUUCUCUUCACAACAGAAAUGAAGAUAUUUUAAAGAAUGUUGGAAAGUUUCUAAUUGAUUUACAUAGAUUCUGUAGUAUUUUUUAGAUGCCAACAUUCUUCAAAAUACCUUCUUUACACUGUCAAAAAUACGCGUUUUCUGUUUUUUGUGAUUUAUUGUUUUUUUCCCUCAUUUAUUUAUGCUUUUGACUUGCAUUAUGGGACAUUGAUCUGUCCUCCAACAACUUUUGAUGUUGAAAAAAUUGAAAAAAAGUGACUUUAAUUAACAUUUUUAAUAGUUUGAAGUGAUUUAUAGUAUCUGGUGCAGUAAAUUACAGUAUAAAAAAUAGAAAUAUCAUACUAUCAGUACAUUUUCUGUUAUUUUAGACUUGAUUAUGUCUAUAUAUUAUUUAUUGUACAACAUAUUGUUUUUAAACGACUAAAAUGUCAAUUAAAGUCACUGUUAAAACAGAAAUAAAGCUCCCAUAAUGCAAUUCAUAACCUUAAUUAAACAGAAAACUCCAGUGAAUCAGAAAAUACAGAUAUUUUUUACAAUGUACAUUGAUAUUAGCAAAUAAUGAACUAUAUGCAGUAGUAAAUAAUGAACUAUGAUUAAUAAAUGAUAUACAAGUACUGUUCAUUAUUAGUUCAUAGUAGUAAAUAUAGUAGCUAAUGAAGCUUUAUUAUAAACUGUGACCGAUAUUUUUGGAUAUCUCUUCACCUAAAACUCUGAUGCUUCAUAAUGGACAUUUAGAUUUGCUUGUGAUGUAUUAUAUAAAGGUUACAAAUGUUAAUGUUUUAUAAAGCGAUCACGUCUCUUCAUUAGACUUGAAUUAAACCUGAUAAUUCAUAAUGUGUUUAUUAACAUGAACAAACAAUGAACUAUACAUUUAUUAGUGUAUUUAUUCACCUUUAUAAGUGUUAGUUAAUGGAAAUAAAGUCAUUCAUUGUUAGUUCACAGUUCAUUAAUUACUGUUAACAAGCAUGAGUUUGGAUUUUUAAUAAUGCAGUUGUAAAUAAUUAACUACGAUUAAUAAAUAAUAUGCAUGUAUUGUUCAUUAUUAGUUCAUAGUAGUCAAUAUAGUAACUAAUGA